This is a messenger RNA of Pseudophryne corroboree (corroboree frog), 4095 nucleotides long. It is a transcript of the gene KDELR1, whose product is annotated as KDEL endoplasmic reticulum protein retention receptor 1. The record is from RefSeq and is a predicted model, not a curated record. Bases 302 to 940 code for a protein of 212 amino acids. NCBI's taxonomy places the organism in Eukaryota, Metazoa, Chordata, Amphibia, Anura, Myobatrachidae. The transcript is spliced from 5 exons. Gene Ontology annotation, biological process: endoplasmic reticulum to Golgi vesicle-mediated transport; protein retention in ER lumen. Gene Ontology annotation, molecular function: ER lumen protein retrieval receptor activity. Gene Ontology annotation, cellular component: endoplasmic reticulum; membrane; cis-Golgi network.
UCUGUUUGCAGCUCCCUCUAGGACACAUCAUUGGCCACUUGUCACACAUUACCGUCCAUGUGCAUGAUGUGUGCGGCUGUGACAUGCCGGGAACACAACAGGCGCGCACAUGGCUCCUGGUUCCUGUAGGGGCAGUAGCAGCCGGCCUCAGCAGCACUGCAGCCUCCCCUCCCUCCGGAAUCCUCCCCUCCUCCCCCCCGCACCUCGGGCCUAGCACAGAGCACAGUGGCCCCGGUUACUUCCUACAGGGAAAUCCCAGUCUAAUAUCACAAAUAGGAAAGGCAGUAGCGCCUCUCUCGCAAUGAACAUCUUCAGGUUCCUGGGAGAUAUCUCCCAUCUGUUCGCCAUCAACAUUUUGCUACUGAAGAUCUGGAAAUCCAGGUCCUGUGCCGGUAUCUCUGGGAAGAGUCAGAUCCUCUUUGCAGUUGUAUUCACCUCUCGGUACCUAGACCUGUUCACAAACUUUAUCUCCGUCUACAAUAGCUCCAUGAAGAUUGUCUACGUUGCAAGUUCUUAUGCCACAGUCUGGAUGAUCUACAGCAAAUUCAAAGCUACUUAUGAUGGGAACCAUGACACCUUCCGCGUGGAGUUUCUUAUUGUCCCUACAGCUAUUUUGGCUUUUCUAGUCAACCAUGAUUUCACUCCUCUAGAGAUUUUGUGGACAUUUUCCAUUUACCUGGAGUCUGUUGCAAUUUUGCCACAACUGUUUAUGGUCAGUAAGACUGGGGAAGCGGAGACCAUUACCAGCCACUACCUCUUUGCUUUGGGAAUCUACCGUACCCUCUAUCUUUUCAACUGGAUCUGGCGCUAUCAGUAUGAGGGAUUCUUUGAUCUUAUUGCAAUUGUAGCUGGGCUCGUACAGACCAUCUUAUAUUGCGACUUCUUUUAUCUAUAUAUUACCAAAGUUCUAAAGGGGAAGAAGCUCAGUUUACCAGCAUAAAGGAUAUACAGCAGGCACUGCCCUUUCAGUUUCCGCAGAGCAAAGACAGAUUAAGAAGGGAAAAUGAUGAUAUAUAUCAGUUGAGAUACAAACUUUUAGGGCGGUAUGACCCAAAAACGGAACAGGAGCUGCUUUCCAAUUUACACUACUCUUCAAGAGAUGCAAAGGAAAAGAGACUUCCAAAAGAAGAGUAUUACUAUCAAGCUGACUUGAUAUUUUCUUACAGAGACUGUUCUCCAUUAUGUCAGCUAUUUAUAGUUUGAGCCUUAAAAAAUAUAUUACUAAAACACUUUCAAUGUACAAUUCUUUUUCUCUACAGUAUAUCUGUUUUCUAAUUAUCUUUUGUUUCCUAUUUUACAAAAUCCCUAGUCUUUUUUUUUUCCUGGAGUUGUCCGGAUUUGAAAACCACAAAUUUAUGUAACCUAAGUUUUUUUUGGGGGGGUUUUCUUCACUUUUUUGGGGGGUAAUAAUAAUUUAAGCUUUCUUAGCCAGUGUAGUUGGCCCUAUUCUUUGAUAACCGAUUGAGAAGAAUAGUUACUUCUUAGCCUUUAUUCAAAUUACAGGGUUUUUUUUUGGUUUUUUUUUAAAGGAGGAAAGGAGAAAAUAAAUCUGUAUAUAGUUCUCUUGGCAAAUAUUGUGUAUUUUUGAAGAGAUGACACACAAAUUGAAAUUUUGAGAGAUUUGACUCCAGUCUUUCUAUGCAAUACUAAUUUUUUAUAUUCAUUAAAAGAUGUUGAAUGUCACAAACAUUCUCUUAAUUGUUCUCUGUAGAUGAUCACCGCUUUAACCAUCAGGUAUUUGUUGAAACCUACAGUACAGUAAUUCUAAGAGUUAAUUCAUACCAACAACUGAUUUUUUGGGAUGGUGUAGGGGAAACUGUGUGUAUUAUUCUUAAACCUUAUUGGGCUGCUUCUAUAGAGAUGUUAAUGCUAUUCUUUCAAAGUAAUAUGUUGCCAUUCUCGGGCAAAUUAGGAGACCUAAUUAAAAUAAAUAAACAUGGAAAAUAUGGGUUGGGUAUGAAAUGUCAGCGAUCGGGAUGCCGGCGGUCACAUGACUGACCGCAGCAUCCCAACAGUGAGAAUCCCAACUUCGGACAGGGUAAGUAUUUUACCCUUCUCCUACCCUAACCCUUCGGUGGAGUCGGCUAGGGCUAACCCUCCAGGUCUGUUGGCUAUGGCUAACUCUCUGGGGGUGUCGGCUACGGCUAAAUACCCCCCACAUCCCCUAACCCCCCUCUAGUGCCUAACUUACUCUCCCCAGGCCCUAACCCUAAUCCCCCACCCCGAUACAGGUUGAGUAUCCCAUAUCCAAAUAUUCCGAAAUACGGAAUAUUCCGAAAUACGGACUGUUUUGAGUGAGAGUGAGAUAGUGAAACCUUUGUUUUUUGAUGGCUCAAUGUACACAAACUUUGUUUAAUACACACAGUUAUUAAAAAUAUUGUAUUAAAUGACCUUCAGGCUGUGGGUAUAAGGUGUAUAUGAAACAUAAAUGAAUUGUGUGAAUGUAGACACACUUUGUUCAAUGCACAAAGUUACAAAAAAUAUUGGCUAAAAUUACAUUCCGGCUGUGUGUAUAAGGUGUAUAUGUAACAUAAAUGCAUCCUGUGCUUAGAUUUAGGUCCCAUCACCAUGAUAUCUCAUUAUGGGAUGCAAUUAUUCCAAAAUACGGAAAAAUCCGAUAUCCAAAAUACCUCUGGUCCCAAGCAUGUUGGAUAAGGGAUACUCAACCUGUACUCACUUUCAGGAUGUCAGCUGUCAGUGUCCUGGGGGGCGUCCAGAUGCGAAACGCAUGCCGGAAAACAUGACUCAGAGUAAAAGAUGGUAAAGUGUCCCACAAUGGCACAUUUGAAAUUGUAGAGUGUAGGUAGAGAAUUGCUAUGGAUGACUAAAUUCCCCUCCAGUAGCUGCAGUAAAGUAUUUAGAGUUAAAAUGCAAAAACACAGCCGCAUCUAUCAAUAGCUUUAUUAUACAAUGUGCCCAUAAUUAAAGUUUCCAUAUUCAGAUCUGUCUGUAGCUUUAGCUAACAGAAGGAAUGCCACCAAGUUUAGUAAACAUACUAUUCAAUGCAUGGCAAAGAAAGAUUUUGUGAAAAACAAAAAUUCAAUUGUAAAAUCUGCCGAGAGCAGAAAAUUAGCAUACAUUUACAUUUUAUUUGUGACCUGUGAGUUUGGAGAUAUGAGAGAAAUCCUCUGGCACAUUAGUUUUGCUUUUUUUUCAGUUUUUGCAAAGACGAAAAAUAAAAAUAUGACAUGUUCGGUUUCUCUUAUUCACUAGUUGGUAACAUUUCAUGUAUUUUGCCUAGUAUGAUUUCCCCUAUUGGUUGAUUUUGGGACUAAAUAUGCCUUAAAUUGUAUACUUACUUAAUUUGGUGACAUUUUGCCUAUUAUGGUUAGAACAACAGAUAGCUCUUAAUAGGUAAACUUCAAUUAUGGCCACAUUGUGUGUACACAUUGAUACAAGUGGGCAGAGCCAUAGUAAAAUGGUUCAGCACUGACUUUUCUAAAGGUGCUCACACACGGCACAAUGUUUUAAAUGAUGUGGGCGUUUCUGCCCUUUCAGAACGACACAUAAUUUAAAAAGUGCUGUGUGUGGGGCAUGAUAACGACGCCAUUGUGCGCGCCUGUGGGUCAUUUGUUGUCCUCAGAUCCCUACAACUUGCAGAAGGAUCUGAGGAGAUGGCGAACGUUGCCAGCAGCAUGGUCCCGCAGACCCCCCGCCUGCCAUCACUCGUUGCUGCCGAUGCCAGCACCCCACCAGGUCCCGUCACUAGCGAUGUGUCCCUGUAGGACAUCCCUCCAUGUGUGGAGCCCAUAACCAACGAUUUUGCAUUGCUCUGGUAAUGCUUGAAUCAAUGAUUCAUUUAAUUUUAUAUAUAAUAUUUAAACAAAAGUAUAUCACUCCUGAUGAAGACACUGGUUUCAUAUACAGUGGAUCUGAUAAAACGUGUUCAGUGGACGUUUCCUGUUUGAAUAAGUUGGUUUCAGAUUGCCUCAUUUGAAUAUCAGAUAAGCACUCUUAUUGUUUUUAAUUUUGUACGUGCAUUUCAUAUCCUUCAGUGGAUUUAAGCUCAUGUAUGAAAUGGUAUUACGCUUUGUUUUUAUAUUUCUGGUUUACUGAUUCUCUGGUUGUUAAAAUUAAAAUGGAUGUAUCCAACUA